AUGUUGUUCCUGCAGUAUUUCCUGACUGUGCUAUGCCUCUCGCUCGUGUCUCUCGCACAGAAGUAUAGCCUCUCAGACCUACAGUGGACACUUAAAAAUUCAAAUGGAUCCAUCUCUGUCCCUGCGCAAGUUCCGUCACAAGCUCAUCUCGAUCUCCUGCGAGCAGGAAUUAUCACGGAGCCUUUGCUCGGCGCGAAUGAUUUUACGCAGAGAUGGGUUGCGAAUGAGAACUGGACAUAUACUGCCGAUUUGAGUCCUUUCACAGCUACUCUGGAGGGAGGAUCGACGGAAAAGACACUACUUGUUUUCUAUGGCAUCGAUACUGUUGCCAAUAUUGUGAUACCUCAGACAAUGCUUGGACAGCCUGUUGCAUGGGUAAACAACCAGUUUAGGCAAUAUGUAUAUGACGUUUCAGCGAUUCUGGCAGGCAAUAGUUCGAGUGGUGACGAUAACUUGACUGUCGCAUUUGAGGCAGCAAGUACAUAUGGGCUUAAUGUCAGUUCAAGACCAGACGUGGAGUGGGACCUAGAGGGAAUUUCUGUGUUUGAAUAUCCUGGAGGACAUCCAUGGGUACGAAAAACUGCCUCAGAUUUCGGUUGGGACUGGGGACCUGCUUUCGUUCCGAGUGGAAUAUUCAAGCCAGCAUACUUCAUCGCCCUAGGAGACAGCAACUCGACCACUACUUCAUCUUCAGUAUCAUCCGUCACUUUUGGUCCAUUCGUAUUUGUCGAAGAGAAGUCGAUCGAAAUAUCGAAAGUCGGUCAAAAGCCUUCACUUCGACCUAAUGAAACCGCCGAUUGGCUAGUUAAUGUCACGCUUGGAUUACGAUCCUCUCAAGCAUUUGAUAACCUCAGCAUGAUCAUUUCGUUCCCAGAGCUUAAUGUGACAUCUGAAGCUCUCCCGCUUGCGUCAAUUCCGGGAGACACUUCUCAGUCAACGUUUGUAUCAGCGAACAUGACUGUACUAGACGGAGUUCCUGAGCGUUGGUAUCCUCAUAACCUUGGUACACCUCAGCGAUACAAUAUCACUGUCUCACUCAUCCCUGCGAAUGUUACUUUCACCACUACGACCGGCUUCCGUACUAUUGUCCUGGUGCAGGACCCGUAUCCACAGUCGGAUGUGGAGACAAGAGGCAUAACACCUGGCGAUCAGUUCCAUUUUGAAGUCAAUGGCAAGGCGUUCUAUAGCCUGGGCACUAAUAUCAUCCCCUUUGAUCCGUUCUACUCUCGAAUGACCACUGCACAAGUACGCUGGGUAGUCGAGAGCGCAGUUCUGAGCGGGCAAAAUAUGCUCCGAGUUUGGGGUGGAGGAAUCUACCAACCUUCCGACGAAGAAACAGGCGUAUACAAUUUCUACGAAACUUGCGACGAACUCGGAAUACUGGCCUGGUCUGAACUCAUCUUCUCAGACAACCUUUACCCGAUCAACGAUUUUCUUCUCGAGUCGAUUGCACCUGAAGUUCGACAGAACGUAAGACGCACGAACAGGCACCCCAGUAAUGCUCAAUGGGCAGGAGGCAAUGAGAUUGAAGGAAUUGUUGAAGUCGUCAAUACGACGCUUGCUAAUGGGACGCACUAUUUGGAUGAGUUCGUCGAGUUGUUCCAAGACUUCUUGCAUGAUAUUGUGCUUAACGAAACGUCUUCGUUAUCAUAUACGGAUUGCUCAACGACGAGCGGCUAUCUUAGUCUCGAUCCGUAUGUCCUGAGAUUCCGCAACGGGACACCUGGAGAAAUCUAUGGGAACAGCGAGCGUUAUAAUUAUGAUGCAUCCCAAGCAUUCAACUAUAGCACAUAUCCAGUUUCUCGCUAUGUGAAUGAGUUCGGGUUCCACUCUAUGCCUUCCUUCUACAGCUGGGAAGAAGUACUCGAAUCCCCAGACGACUUCUCUUUCAACUCAACAAUCGUCUUCUCUCGCGACCACCAUCCUCCAGCAGGAGGUCUUACCUGGCCAAAUCCAAACGCCAACCAAGGACAAGCGCAAAUGACAGAAGCAGUGGAACUUUGGCUACCUACUCCCGGGACUAACGAUUCGAAUCAGACGUUUGCUCAAUGGUGUUGGAGUACCCAGAUUUUCCAAUCCCUGAACAUGAUUUCUGAAAUAGCUUGGUACCGACGCGGUGCGGGACUCGGAGAGAAUAACCUUGGUGCGCUGGUGUGGCAGUUGAAUGAUAUUUGGCAGGGUGUAAGUUGGUCAAGUAUCGAAUACUCUGGACGCUGGAAGGUCCUACAAUACGCUCUCGGCGGGGCCUUCGCACCGGUGACUAUCUAUCCAUUCUGGACACCGGAGAACCAAACUCUCGAAGUACUCGUUACCUCAGACCGUUGGGAGACUGUCAACGGGACUGCGCAACUAACGUGGUUCAACUGGGCAGGCAACGUGUUGAACUCCAGUUCACAUAACUUCACGACUCCGACUCUCAAUAAUAGCGUGAUAUUCUCAGCUACGGGCCUUGAGAAUAUCCUCCCUACGGGAGCAAAUGCAUCUGAUGCAUGGAUGCUCCUUAACGUCACUGCAGAAACUGAAAGUGGACAAGUUACGAACGAGCAAUACUUCACCCCGACACCAUUGGCCAAUGCUUCACUUAUUGAUCCGCAAAUUAACGUUACGAGGGGUCCAAACCUGACUUUUACACUUUCUGCUCAAGGUGGCGUGGCGCCUUUCACUUGGCUAGACCACCCAUCAGGUACCGUAGGCAUUUUCGUGGACAGCACAACUGGCAAGCCGUCCAACGGAUUUUAUCUGGUUCCAGGGAACGAUAGGACUGUUCAAUUUGUCUUGAACGACGGUCUGUCGAAAGUGUCCGAUCCCGAUCCUGCGGACUUCGUUGUUAGGUCGUUAUGGAACAAUACACAUGCAUAA
Molecule: messenger RNA, 2859 nt
Organism: Fomitiporia mediterranea MF3/22
Lineage: Eukaryota; Fungi; Basidiomycota; Agaricomycetes; Hymenochaetales; Hymenochaetaceae
Product: glycoside hydrolase
Exons: 13
Coding region: 1-2859 (952 amino acids)
Biological process (GO): glycoprotein catabolic process
Molecular function (GO): beta-mannosidase activity
Source: RefSeq, a predicted model, not a curated record